Messenger RNA from Alexandromys fortis (reed vole), 1522 nucleotides. RefSeq names its product SH3 domain binding glutamate rich protein like 2 (gene Sh3bgrl2). Gene Ontology annotation, cellular component: cytoplasm. The transcript has 6 exons. Bases 1 to 1068 code for a protein of 355 amino acids. The record is from RefSeq and is a predicted model, not a curated record. NCBI's taxonomy places the organism in Eukaryota, Metazoa, Chordata, Mammalia, Rodentia, Cricetidae.
AUGUCGCUCAGUGGUAGAGUUCUUGGGGGCGUGUGUUAUGAAGGGAUCCUGGAAGACCUGCCUCUUCGGGGCCCGUUUUACCAUGAAUUCUCCUGCUCCAUCUUCUGCUACUAUGGUGCCAACCUCCAAGGGGUCUUAGCAGAGCUGGCGCAAUGGAUGCUGUGGAACUCAGACCUAUGUGUUAUUGCCCCAGCUUACACAAGGCUUCUCAUUCCCUUCUCACGGCAUCAAACAGCUUUCAUUACAUUUCUACGUUUCCAACAUCCCGCCUGCAACAUCCUGAAGGAGGACCUGGGACGCCGGGAUAUAUUGUCGAGCCCUGCCAUCUAUUCCAUAAGUGGGAUUCAAGCUGCACUAGGUCAUGCUGGGCUGAAACAGAGGUGCGGCCCAAACAUCCGUGACGUGGCAGUUGAGUGUGAUUGCCAGCGCUUCUCAAGCCUCUGGAUCCUCCCUAAGUCGAUUAAGGUACGGUUAAUACACAAGAAGCAGGUUGGGCUGGAGGGACCCCAGAGCCUUGUCACGCUGGGCGCCUCGAAAACUACAACUCCCAUCAGGUCCCGCGGCCGCCGGGCCCCACCCCGCCUCCCGCUCAGCCCGCGGCGGAGGCGCUGGGCUUUCAUCCGCGGAGCGGCGGGUGCUAGACGCGUCGCCCUGGUCCUCUCCGACGGUCGCGGGUCGGCUGUAGCCUCGGCCGCGUUCCGCCUCUGCGUCCGCGUCAGUGGCCGCCCCUGGUGCAGCGAGAGGAUGGUGGUCCGCGUGUUCGUCGCCUCGUCCUCGGGCUUCGUGGCGAUCAAGAAGAAGCAGCAGGAUGUGGUUAGAUUUCUGGAAGCCAACAAGAUAGAGUUCGAGGAGGUGGACAUCACCAUGUCGGAAGAACAGAGGCAGUGGAUGUACAAAAACAUUCCCCCUGAGAAGAAGCCUGCGCAGGGCAACCCUCUGCCACCUCAGAUAUUUAACGGCGACCGAUACUGUGGAGACUAUGACAGUUUUUUUGAAUCAAAGGAGAGCAACACGGUCUUUUCAUUUUUAGGCCUGAAGCCGCGGCCAGCAUCCACGGCCGAGCCUUAGACAUAAAGGGUGAAGGUGAUGGAGUUGCAUUUGGAGCACCGUGGUACUCAACACAUACCUGCUUACCUGAUGCAUCACUGUGACAAAGCCACACGCGCAAUCGGCAACCUUGCUUGACCUGGAAAAGGUGUUUUUGGAGGACGUGGGGAUGGUGGGGACUGCGUGAUUGCUCUAAGCUAAUCGGGGCUCUGGUGGUGGAGUUUCUUCUUUUCUCUUUUGCUUGCGGUUGCCUCACCUGAAAAUACCACCGCCUGUUAUCGUCUGCUUCCUUAAUGACUGAAGGCCAAUAGGGCAGUACCAUCGGGGAGAAGAUGUUGGAUCUACCCUAAAUCUUACUAGACACAAGUACUGCAUAAAACCAUUCCUCUCUAAGCCGCCUGCAUUGUAUCCUUGAAGCCAGUUUGCCAAGAUGGUAACGUCUUUGAAUCAGAAAGGAAAAAAAAAAAAAAAACAA